AUGCUUGUCAUCUUCGCAAGUCCCGUCAUGGAUAUGCAAGAAACGGCAUGUGAGUAUUACAGCGGAAGGAAAGCGCGCGCAACCUGUUGAUUGCCAGAAUAGCCAACGCUGCAGACUUUCCAUUCGAAUCGCUCCCACCAGAGCUGAGGCACCGGAUUUACGAAGAAGUGCUGGUCUGCGAUUCCGAGCUGGGUGCUGGCAACAUCGACGACCUACGCAAGGAUUUGCCAAACAUCGUACACGCCAGAGAUGCUUGGCAAGCCAUCGGCAAUCUCGCACUGUGCUCUCGCCAGAUCUACAGAGAGCUGAAAGAUCUGUAUCCGAUAUAUUUCCAGCAUGUCACCAUUCCAUGUCGCUCUGAACAUGCAUGACUGCAGUACGACCGAGGCGCAAAUCAAGAAGUUACGCCGCCUUGGCCAGGGAUACAGCCAACUCCUCCCGACUCUCCGAGCCAGACCGCACAAGACCGUCGUCUUGACUCUGAUUAUUCACAUCUCAUACGAUACUGAGAUCGGCUCGCAGUCUGCAAUUGCAUUCACCCGAGCCCUCACAGAUGUUCCAGGUCCACUCUUCGCCGGUAGAAUGAGAAUUGCAACCGAAGCCGCCACCUUCACACACGGUGACGACUGGGUGAAUGACGAGAUUUGGGCUCAAUACGAUUGCAAGGCAUUGAGCGACUUCCGAAAGCUGUUGCGUUUGGGCGUCAAGAUUCGCCGCGAGCACUCCGACGUCAACAAGGAGCCUCAAGCACUAUUUGGCAGCCGUGGUUAUCGAGCUUUGAGGCUGCUUCUCAAGAAUCGACAGGGUAUGGCCACUGAGGUAGACGAUUGA
Molecule: messenger RNA, 831 nt
Organism: Lecanosticta acicola
Lineage: Eukaryota; Fungi; Ascomycota; Dothideomycetes; Mycosphaerellales; Mycosphaerellaceae
Source: the annotation of a GenBank genome assembly